AUCAUCAUUCGCACGUGGUUUGAUGUUUACAAUCGCGCUUGUACCGCACGUGUGAGCACGCUGACUUUUAAAAACGCAGCCAAAGAUGCUUUACCUCGUCGGCCUGGGUCUCGGAGAUGUUAGAGACAUAACCAUAAAAGGUUUGGAGAUUGUUAAAAAGUGCUCGAAGGUGUACCUCGAGUCCUACACAUCGGUACUGUCAGUUGGCGCGGCUCAGCUGGAAGAAUUCUACGGCAAGCAACUGAUAGUCGCUGACCGUGAACUUGUGGAACAGGGAUGUGCUGAUAUGCUUGAAGCUGCCGUGGAAGAGGAUGUGGCAUUUCUUGUAGUUGGCGACCCACUCGGUGCCACCACCCACUCUGACCUGAUGCUUCGCGCCCACGAGCGAGGUGUCAAGACGCAGGUCGUGCACAAUGCCUCUAUCCUGACCGCAGUUGGCUGCUGUGGCCUUCAGCUGUACAACUUUGGCGAGACGGUGUCUAUUGUCAUGUGGACCGACACGUGGCGGCCCCACAGCUACUAUGACAAAAUUGCAGCCAACCGCAAGCGGGGUCUCCACACGCUGUGCCUACUCGAUAUCAAGAUGAAAGAAAAGUCAAUAGAGAACCUCAUCAAGGGUCGAGACAUCUACGAGCCACCACGCUUCAUGACAGUUGCAGAGGCAGCCUCCCAGCUGCUUGAGAUACUCCAGGUGAAAAAAUCUGAAGGCGUUCCUGCAUCAGAAUUAGCCUACGACGAAGACAGUGCCUGUGUCGGUUUGGCUCGCGUUGGCAUGGAAACACAGCAGAUCACGUGUUGUUCACUCAAGGACAUGUCAAGCUGCGACCUGGGCAGUCCCCUGCACAGCCUGGUGAUUCCUGGCAAGCUUCAUCCAAUGGAAAUGGACAUGUUGAGGCUGUUUGCGACGAAUAGGACUUGGUUCGACACUGUCUGCAAGGAUGGAAGCUGAUGUUUCACGAGUAAAGAUGUUCUAAUGCUAAA
This is a messenger RNA of Rhipicephalus sanguineus (brown dog tick), 981 nucleotides long. It is a transcript of the gene Dph5, whose product is annotated as diphthine methyl ester synthase. The transcript has 8 exons. NCBI's taxonomy places the organism in Eukaryota, Metazoa, Arthropoda, Arachnida, Ixodida, Ixodidae. The record is from RefSeq and is a predicted model, not a curated record. Gene Ontology annotation, biological process: protein histidyl modification to diphthamide. Gene Ontology annotation, molecular function: diphthine synthase activity. The coding region runs from base 86 to 949 and encodes 287 amino acids.